Molecule: messenger RNA, 2307 nt
Organism: Trichomycterus rosablanca
Lineage: Eukaryota; Metazoa; Chordata; Actinopteri; Siluriformes; Trichomycteridae
Product: inactive N-acetylated-alpha-linked acidic dipeptidase-like protein 2
Exons: 13
Coding region: 1-2307 (768 amino acids)
Source: RefSeq, a predicted model, not a curated record
AUGGCAUUUAGGAAAGCACAUGCCAACCACAAUAGGUCCAUGCUCCUGCAGGACCUGGAGAGCAAAGAGCCCACGUCAUUGGACCUGGAAUGGGACAUGGAGAAGGAACUUGAAGAGCCAGGCUUGGACAGCUUCAGACCCGUAUGUGUGGACACACGGUCUUUUGAAAACCCCUCCAGUGUGGGAAUGAAUCCAGACCAGGACACCAUUCAGCCCUCUGUAUCCCCCCACGGGCGGUUCGAGAGGCUGCAGGAGGACCCAAAUUAUGUUACGCACUUCAGUAGGACUGGACCCAAAGAGCACAAGAUGAGUGCGUCCUGCAUAGCCAAGUCCCUGCUGGCUGGGACAGGAGUCUUCGUUUUGGGACUGCUGAUUGGUCUUUAUGCACAUGGAACAAAGGAGCAGACGACUCCGCCCAAAACAAGCUCGGAUAUAAUGGAAAAGGUUUUACAGAGCAUCACAGCUGAGAAGAUCCAGGCAAUAAAAAGAAAUUUUGACUCCCUGUCUGAGCUCAGCGUGGAGGACCGAGCAAACCACAUUGUCCAGUACUGGAAAGAUAUUGGCUUAAAGACUGUCCAGCUGAUCAAUUACACUGUCCUCGUCGGUUCACCUGGACCCUCCCCAAACACUAUUACUGAUAUGACCGAUGAGAAGUGUUACCUGCCCAGUGGAGGAGACUGUAACACCAAGCUUAAUGGAGACGAUGGGUUUGCCUUUGCAGCCUACUCAGCUGGAGGAAGUCUAAAGGCAGAAGUGGUGGACGUGCAGUACGGAAGCUCAGAAAAUUUGAGACGGAUCAGAACUGAGAUGAAUGUGACCAAUAAAAUAGCUUUGCUGAAACUAGGACCCACACCCUUACUGUACACACUUUCUCGUAUUGCUGAAAUGGGCUUUGGUGGCGCUCUUCUCUAUGUGGAUCCUUGUGACGUACCUGAGGAUCAGCAGAUCUGGAGAAAAAUAUUUGGGGUGUCUUUAAACCCAGGAGGUGAUCCUAGCACUCUGGGCUACCCCAGCACAGGUGGCAGCUUCAGGGAUGAUCGUCACAACCUGACGUCCUUGCUGGUUCAACCAAUCUCUGCUGAGCUGGCGAAACUGCUCCUAUCUGCGGUCAGCGUCGGUCAUGGCCAGCCUUGUGUCCCUUUACAAAGGUCUUCAGCCUCAGGAACCAAGAUUAUAAAGCUGCACAUUAAAUCCCAAACCUCCUAUAAUACUGUGUAUAACGUCAUUGGGUACCUAAAAGGAAGGAGUAAUCCAGAUCGAUACGUACUGGUAGGUAGUCCCCACGACAGCUGGUUUGAGGGUACCCAGGCAGACUGGAGUAGCGGCGCUGCGGUCAUGACUCAGAUCAUAGCCUCCAUGACAGCACAGGCCCGUGCAGGCUGGCAACCCGACCGUACCACCGUCUUCUGCUCAUGGGGAGGCUCUGCACUGGGAAACAUCGGCUCCUUUGAGUGGGGGGAGGAGAACAGGGUGGUUCUAGAAAGCCGGUCAGUGGCCUACAUCAGUCUGCACAGUCCAGUUAGAGCACUCGGACCACAAUCUACAGCAUCACCAUCGCUGCUGCAACUUGCCUCCGACAUAAAUAAGAGACAGAUAAAGAGUUGCCAUCAUGUUGAAGGUUGUUCCAGCCUAAACAUCAGCUCAGUUCAGUCUCCAGUGGUCAUGGACUUCUUCACCAGUCAGCUCGCUGUUCCAACACUGGAGUUUACAUCAUCCGCCAAUUCGUCAGAGAGAACUCAUUUCCUGUCGGAGGCUUUUUUCCCCUUCGAGCCGUCAUUAGCAGCGACCUUGGACCCCACCUUCAGACUCCACGAGACGAUUGCAAAGAUGAGUGCAGAGGCAAUUAUGCGACUCGUUACUGAUCCUGUCCUUCCAUUUUCCCCCCUGGACAUAGCGCUGGACAUUCAGAAUAACCUCAAAGAUGACCUGUUAAUCAGGCCUGAUCUUCUGGCUGCCGCAGCCACUUUCAGAGAAAGUUCUGGCUUCUUUCAGUCAGAGAUCAUGCGACCAGCCAACGACCCAAAGGAGCGCGACCCUUCCCAUGUGCGCAUGCUGAACGAUGUGCUGCGAGACCUGGAGAAGAGCUUCCUCGUUCCAAACCCACCACCGGGAAUUUCACGGAAUCUUCUUUAUGGCUUAAAUAAGAGAACAUCAGGCUUUGCUAUCUUGAACGCUGUUAAGGAAGAGCCCAAACCAAGUCAUGUAAAUCAUUCUUUAUCUCAGGUGUUCAGCUCCAUCUGCUCUGCUGGAAAGCUUAUCGAAAGUGGACUUGAGCUCUUUGAGUAUGAUUCAGAUGACUCACGAUGA